Molecule: messenger RNA, 1823 nt
Organism: Nanorana parkeri
Lineage: Eukaryota; Metazoa; Chordata; Amphibia; Anura; Dicroglossidae
Gene: UIMC1
Product: ubiquitin interaction motif containing 1
Exons: 8
Coding region: 96-1823 (575 amino acids)
Biological process (GO): double-strand break repair; positive regulation of DNA repair
Cellular component (GO): BRCA1-A complex
Molecular function (GO): K63-linked polyubiquitin modification-dependent protein binding; histone binding
Source: RefSeq, a predicted model, not a curated record
UGCAUAAUUCCAGGAACAGAAAAGGUCAUUCAGAUGGUGCUUGCGCUCAGUAUGGAACAGAAGAGGAUGAAGGCUCCAGUUCAGAGCGUAGGAAUAUGGCUAGUCCGGCAAAUAUAAUGGAUGAGAAAGAACAGUCUAUUGUCAUCUCUGAUAGCGACAGCUUGGAGCUGGAGGAAGAGGGUACUUCUCAGAAAAAGCAGACUCGCCAUCGGAAAACCCUGGCAACUAAGCGAAAAAUUGCACGUAUGACUGAGGAGGAACAGCUGGCCCUUGCAGUAAAAAUUAGCCAGCAAGAACAGGCAAAUCAUGUGAAACACAGAGAAGAAGAAGAUGAACUUUUAAGAAAAGCCAUUGAGGAGAGUCUGCAUAGUUGCAAAAGUCCUGCUAAAGCAACAGUUGUCCGAGUUCAUGAUUUAUCUGAAGAGGAAUCUUCUAGUGAAGAAGACAUUGCUUUAGAUGAAGAGCAUUUGUCACAGCAGUCUCAGAGUUUAGGUCAAGACUCUUCACAAACCCCCAAAGUGUUUUUGAAACGUUUAAGUCAAGACAUAGUAGAAAGUCCUAGUAUUAUUUUGUCUCCAAACUGCAAGGACCCUUUAUCAUGCACAGAAAGCUGCAAAGCAUCUUCUUUAUCUCAAAGUAACAGUAAUGACUUUGCCAGUGUGUUGCCUUGUAAAGCUUCUUUAAGUCCUGUUUUUCCAGUAAAGUCUCCAAAUGCACGUAAAAUGAUUCCCUGCAGAUUACUUCAGGACAAAAGCCCAAGUUCUGUAAAUAUAUCAGAUGAAAUAGAGGGCCACUCUUUAUACUGUUCAGAAAGUACGCAGCAAGAUUCCUCUUCAUUGAGAUCUAUCUCAAAUAAGUCUGAAGUCACAGAAAGUGCAAGUUCGUCACACAAUGUCAGCAUUUGUUUGAAGGAAUCAAGCAUGGAGAAUGUCUCAUUGAAUAAUAGGGAUGCUCUUUCUGCGCAUACCUGUCAAACGCCUGCUAAUAUGUUUGCCAAAAAACAGCAAAAUGACAGUAGUGUCCAUUACUACUGGGGUAUACCUUUCUGUCCAAACGGUCAGGAUCCUAAUGCAUAUACCCAAGUCAUCCUUUGUCAGCUAGAGGUGUAUGAGAAAAGUUUGAAAAAAUCUCAGAGACAUCUCUUAGAGAAAACUGAAUAUGGUGAACCAGUUAAUCUAGCUGCUUCCUCAGAAAGAAACGAACAUGCAAAAGACAGCCAAGGCAGCCUAAGCCAGGAAGAUACAGAGGAGAUUAUAGAGGGUGGUGACCAGCAGAAGCCAAAACAGAGUGUGUUGGAGACUGCAGAAGAGACUGAUAGUUCAGACAUACAGCUUGUUCCCAGCAAGAGGUCAAAGGCUUCUUGUAGCCAUUUCCAAGAGGAUGACCAUUCCUGUCGAUCUGAAGGCCAAGUGAAAAGUCAAUCACAAGAAAUGUUUACCAACAUGCUGCCAAGUGAAUGUGAAGGAGUAGCUCCAGAGGUGCUUGUACAAAGAUCUACCACUUUCAUUGUUUUUCAUCUAAAUCUAUCACAGAAAGUAACUUCAUUUUAUUACAGCUUUAGUCCCACCCCACCUGCUGAGGUGAGGGAUGAAAACUGUCCGAAUCCAGAACUGCCCAUCGAGAAUACCCAGGAAGAAAGCGUCUGUCCAGAAACACAACUUGGCUCAGAAAUUCAAGACAAUGAGCAAGAGAAUCAACCAGAUUUAACUGAGACUGCCCCAGUGCCACCACAGUAUCACCCUCACCACCCCUUCCGCUCUUCCAAAGACCUGCUUUCCAGCUCCCUCGUCAACUUCUACCAUGCUGCCCUUCAGGACUUCUAG